AUGGAGAAACAGAAAAACAGUGGGAAAAAGAUUCUUGCUAUUGGUCUCCGAGCAUCGAAUUUGGUUUCUUCUUCUUCUGCUGAUCAUUUUGAUGGUAGUUUUAUGGAUUCUGAUGAAGAUUUUCUCCCUGAAAUGGGAUCUACUGGUCCUAUAGGGGAGAAGAAGAAGAAGUUGAUGAGUGAGAUUCUUGAAGCCACCAAUCCUCAGAUUGAUCCUCUGAGAGAAGGUUAUCAAUCUCGUAAUCUUGAUAAUUCUCAAAAAUUCAGCUCUGCUAGGGUUUCUUGGGCAGAAGAAGUUGAGCUGGUGGAUGUUUCCUCAAGAUCUUUUUCUUCUAUUCAUCCUUCAGAUGAUUUAAAGAUUACUGAAGUAUCUGGUAAUACUCCUGUGAAUUCUGCUCUGAAUUCUUCUAUUCCAUCAAGCAAUCUGAAGAUUGAUGAAGUAUCUGGUAGUGAACCUUUGAUUUCUGACCUGGAUUCUGUUUUGGUUAAAAACUUACCUACUGGAAAUCUAGAUAAGUCUAAUGUGAAUCCAAACUGUGAUAAAAUUGCUUCCUCUUUUGUGAAUCCUAAUCCUGUUCAUGUGAAUAAAGACACAAAGAAAAGUUGGGUUAAUUUGUUUGCUGAUAAUAGGAAGACUGGAAGCGGAUUGAAUUUGGGUUUUAUUCCUCCUGAUUCUAAUAAUUCAGUGAUUUUUGAUGAUGAUGAAUGGAAUGAGGGUAGUUCCAUUUGGGAAUUCUCUCUAAUUGGCCGUGUUUUGGGCUUAAAUGCUAGUUUCAAAGCCAUGGAGAAUUUUAUUCAGAAAGUCUGGCUCAACUUGACUAUACCUGAAAUAUGUUUGCUUAGGGCUGGCCUAUUUCUUUUCAAAUUUAGAAACAAGGAGGAAAUGAAUGAAGUUCUUGCCAAUGGUCCCUGGUUCUUUGGCUCUAGGCCUCUUUUACUUAAGCCUUGGACAAUUGGUGAUGAUUUUGAUAAAAUUGACUCUUGUUCUUAUCCAAUGUGGAUCCAGUUUCCUGCACUUAGACUUAAUUUGUGGAAUUCUAAGUGUAUUAGUAAAAUUUCUAGUAUUAUUGGUAGACCCAUCACUACUGAUAAACUCACAGCAAAUAGACAAAGACUUGCUUAUGCGAGAGUCUUAAUUGAAGUGGACUUGCCUGCUACUCUCCCUGAUCAAAUAACAAUUCAAAGUCCAAAUGGUAAACAAUAUCAGCAGAGGGUGAUUUAUGAAAUGAAGCCAAGAUGGUGUGAUUUCUGUAAAUCAGUGGGACAUGAUGCUUUACAUUGUAGAAGGCAAGUUAAGUCUCAGAAAUGGGUUCCUAAGCAAAAGACUGUUGUUUCUGAAAAAACUGUGGUAUCUCAGAUGAAUCAAAAUCAGGUUGGUAAAAAAUAUACUCAAGCAAAUGAGGCUGAUUUAAAUGUGGUAAAAGGUAAAUCUGUGGUUCAUUCUCCUGGAAAUGAAGCUUUACAAACUGGGGACUGCAGUUCUCUUUCUGUGCAUGCUGUGCAUGUUUCAGAUAUCUCUGGAAUGGAAGCUGUUCAGGUGAUACAUGCUUCAACCCCAAAUGUAGAGUUUCAGCAAGCCCCUAAAUCAAAUUCAAAUUAUGGGACAUUUACCUGUAAUGUUUCAGAUGUAGUGCUGCAUCCCAUGCACUCCUUUUCUGGUAACAUGCAUAUGGAAAAUCCCUGGAAACAAGUUCAAAGAAACGUGAAAAUUAAUACUACAAUUGAAGCUCUACAAGCUGGAGACUGCAGUAUGAUGCAUGCUUCAACUCCAAUUAUAGAGUUACAACAAGUCUCCCCUAAAUAUGGUGUGCAUGUACCAGAUUCUAGGACAAUCCCUGUGCAUACUUUUUCUGAAACAAAAAUCAAGGAGAAUAUACUGCCAGGUGUUACCAAGAAACUUGCUUGCAACUGGAAAUGGUAUGCUAAUGGUAGCUCUACUGAUAAGGCUAGGAUCCUUAUCUUAUGGGAUCCUAAUGUCCUGGAUAUUCAAGUUAUUCACUGCUCUCCUCAGUAUAUUACAUGCCAUGCUAAAUCUUAUGAUGGUAAACUGGAUUGCCUUAUUACCUCAGUCUAUGGAUACAGCCAAACUGAAAAAAGAAAAGAGCUAUGGUCAGAUUUAAAUCAAUUUUCUCAAUCAAUUGGCCAAUCUCCCUGGAUUCUCUGUGGGGAUUUCAAUGCUCUGAUCAGUGAUGAUGAAAAGUUGGGAGGAGCUAUAUUGUCUGAUGCUGACACAAUGGAUUUCAAACUCUUCAUUGAUAAUUGUCAUCUAUCUCAUAUGAAAACUUUGGGCUCUUUCUUUACCUGGAGUAAUAAACAAGGCCCAGAUACAAGGAUUUGGAGCAGAUUGGAUAGAGCUCUUAUUAAUGAUACUUGGAUUGCCAGGUAUAAUUCUAGCCAUGCUGAGUUUUUAUUGCCAAGUUUCUCUGAUCACUAUCCUGCUCUUAUCUCUAUCUAUGAAGACAAUGUUCAGGGAAAGAAAUCUUUUAAAUUUUUUAAAAUGUGGACCAAACAUCCUAGUUUUCUCCCUACUGUCUAUUCUAUUUGGCAAACUUCAGUCCCAGGGCAUUUAAUGUAUUCAGUUUGCGCUAAGCUCAAAUUGUUAAAGUCUGCUUUGAAGGAGCUUAACAAGAAGCAUUAUCACAAUAUUAGUGAGCAAGUGAUGAGAGCAAAAAAUGCUCUAGAGGCUAUUCAAAGGGAUCUGCAGCAGGACCCUCUUAACCCUAUUUUCAUCAAACAAGAAAGGGAUUCCCUUGUUUCUUUUAACAAGCUAGCUGAUUGUGAAUUGUCUUUUUACAAACAAAAGUCAAGAAUUGCAUGGAAUAUACAUGGAGACAGGUGCACCAAGCUAUUCCAUUCCAUCAUCAAGUCCAAUAGACAUUAUAACAGAAUUCUGGUUCUCCAUGAUAAUUCAGGUAUCAUAAUCUCUGAUAAUGAAGGGAUAGCCAUGGAAUUUAUCUCUUAUUUUAAAGGCCUUAUGGGUACUGCUGUUAAUACUGAUUCUCCUGAUUACAAUAUCAUCAAAAAUGGCCCUUGCAUAAAUGAUACUCACUCAAGGUAUCUUUCUGCUCAUGUAUCUAAUGAAGAAAUCAAAAAGGCUGUUUUCUCAAUGUCAGAUAAUAAGGCCCCUGGCCCUGAUGGUUACAGUGCAUCAUUCUAUAAAUCAGCUUGGCCAAUUAUUGGUGAAGAGGUAACAUUAGCUGUUGAGGAGUUCUUCAAGACUGGAAAAUUAUUGGGGGUAACUAAUUCUACAGCAAUAGUUCUUAUACCAAAGGUUCAAUGUCCUUCAUCCCCUUCUGAUUUCAGACCAAUAUCCUGCUGUAAUUGCAUAUAUAAAAUCAUCUCAAAGAUUCUUGCCAACAGGAUGCAAACUGUUAUGGGGUAUAUUAUUAAUGAUGCCCAAUGUGCUUUUGUUAAAGGCAGGUCAAUAUCCAGCAAUGUCCUACUUGCCCAUGAACUUGUAAAGAACUAUGGUAGGAGACAUAUAUCACCAAGGAUCAUGAUUAAUAUUGAUAUCAGGAAAGCUUUUAACACUAUCAGUUGGAAAUUCUUGUCUGAAAUGCUUGUAGGCCUGGGCUUCCCCAUCUCUUCACCUAAAUACUCUAUAUCCUUGAAUGGUUCACUCCAUGGUUUUUUUAAAGGUGAAAGAGGGCUGAGACAAGGUGACCCUCUCUCCCCUUAUUUGUUUAUACUGGGUAUGGAGUAUCUAUCUAGGAGCUUGGAUUUGUUGAAACAUGAUAAGAAAUUCAAGUACCAUCCUAAAUGUGCUAAGCUGAAAAUUUCUCACCUCAUCUUCGCUGAUGACUUGCUGUUAUUUAGCAAAGGAGACUUAUAUUCUGUGCAGCAGAUAAAUCAGAAAAUUUCUCACUUCAGUGCUGUUACAGGACUUGAUGCUAAUCCUAGUAAGAGCUCAAUUUUCUAUGGUGGUGUAAAUAAUAUAGUUAAAGCUUCUAUUCAGAGCUGCCUUGGUUUUUCUGAAGGCAGUCUGCCAAUUAGAUAA
This is a messenger RNA of Asparagus officinalis (garden asparagus), 3996 nucleotides long. RefSeq lists its product as uncharacterized. The transcript has 3 exons. Gene Ontology annotation, molecular function: catalytic activity. The record is from RefSeq and is a predicted model, not a curated record. Bases 1 to 3996 code for a protein of 1331 amino acids. NCBI's taxonomy places the organism in Eukaryota, Viridiplantae, Streptophyta, Magnoliopsida, Asparagales, Asparagaceae.